UAUUUUUGUUAUCUCACUUUUUAAAAUGAAUGAGAAGUGAUUCUUUUAGAAGUGAUUCUUGUAAUCUUUAAAUAAUUCCAAUACUUAAAAAAAAAAUUAACUGCACUUUUCUAUGGGAAGUUACCAAUUGUAAUCACUGUACUUAUAGCUCUUCCUGAAAAUUGCGGUUGAAGGAUUUAACAGAGAAAUCACAUUAUUGUAAGUUAAGCCUAAAAUAAUAUACUCCAAUGAGUUAUCUUCUGCCUUUGUUCUAGAUUGUGGCCAGUGGAAUCUGUGGCUCAGAUUCCCACGUUGUAAGGGGUGCAGUAAAGACCAAGUUACCUAUUAUUCUUGGACAUGAAGCAGUUGGCGUGGUUGAGAGUGUGGGGGAAGGUAUUACCAGUAUGAAACCAGGAGACCAAGUCAUUCCGAUUUUUCUCCCCCAAUGUGGCAAAUGCAGUACUUGUAUGCAUCCUACAGGCAACUUGUGCAAGAAGGAUCAAGAGACUGGAUUCAUGGAGGAUGGCACCAGUAGAUUCACUCACAAAGGAAUACCACUGCACAACUUUGUUGGUACCAGCACUUUUACUGAAUAUACUGUAGUGCACGAGGAUUCAGUUGUCAAAAUCGAUGCUGCAGCACCUCCUGAAAAAGUGUGUCUUAUUAGCUGUGGGUUUUCCACUGGCUAUGGUGCUGCCAUAAAUGCUGCAAAGGUGCGGCCUGGUUCUACCUGUGCCGUUUUUGGACUCGGAGGAGUUGGUCUCUCAGCAGUCAUGGGCUGCAAGGAAGCUGGAGCUUCCCGAAUCAUUGGAAUCGAUAUCAACAAGGACAAAUUCCCUAAGGCUAAAGAAAUUGGUGUCACGGACUGUGUCAAUCCCAAGGAUUACCAGAAACCCAUCAAUGAAGUGAUCUUUGACUUGACUGGCGGUGACGGUGUAGAAUAUUCCUUUGAAGCCAUUGGAAAACCUGAAACCAUGCUGGCUGCCUUGAAUUCCUGCCAAAUGAAUUAUGGAAAGUGCUUCAUUGUGGGAGUACCGCCUACGGAUUCUAUGAUUACCUUUUCUCCAGGACUUCUCUUCACAGGCCGCACUUGGAAAGGAACUCUAUUUGGAGACUGGAAAAGUAAAGAUACAGUUCCUAAGUUGGUUUCGGAUUUCAUGAACAAAAGGUUUAGCCUAGAUCCAUUAAUUACUCACACUUUACCGUUUGAUAAAAUCAACGAAGGUUUUGAUUUGCUUCACUCAGGAAAAUGCAUCCGUUGCAUCCUGACGUUUUAAAGCCCCUGGUUCGGAAGAAAAAUAGAAAACCAUCAUUUUUGUCUUGUCUCUGAAAUCCACCAGAAAUGCAUUAGGCAGCAUAUAUACUUCAAUAAGCCAGUCAACAGAAAGAGAAUUAUUUCUUUUCUUUCUAUCUCCCCGAUCUGGUUCAUAUGUUAUUAUUACUGCUGAAUUUACCCACAAGGAAGACAUCCCUGAAAUUAAGGCAGUCCCACAGGAAAACAAAGAUUAGGCAAAAUAUAGUUAUAAACAUGCUUAACAUUCCUGUGUUUUGUACACUUUCCCUAUUCCAUCAUCUCUCACCUUCCCACCCACCCCUCUCUCAUUUUUGGUUAAUUAUGUGCCCCUAAAGGACAGGGGAUUUAUAAAAUUGUGUGCAUGUGUGCUAACAAUCUCUUUCUCACAAAUUAUUUUCACAACAUAGAGAAAUAGAUAAAUGCAAGGCCAAUGCACAAGAUGCGGUGGCUUAUGGGUAGGGAACUAGGUGUAGUCUGUGCGUUGUUAAAGUUGUAACUCAUCCUCAUUCUCCCUAAACUGGGGUAAAAACUAGGAAGAUUAUCAGAGUAUAACGCUUUAUUUUUCAGUCGGUUUGCAAGGAUGAAAUAAGUUCAGAAAGAUGUUUUGUUGGGCUUCAUGUCCAAGGAAAACCCUGCACAUUUACACUUCAGUAAGUCUCAUUAAUAGGUACCAUUUAAAUAUACUCAAGGCUUCUAGUUAUAUUGUCUAUCUGAUAACUCAAUGACCUCACGUUUCCUUCCUAUCCCUUCCAUUUACAGAUAAAUGUGUUUGGGGAAAUACUCAUCAUCUUGGUUUAAUGCAACAAGUAAACAAAGAAUUAAAUAUAUCAAAUAUACCAAAAACUAGAUAAUUCAACAGCAAUAAUGAUCUACAAGUCUAACUACUGCCAGUUCUAGAAACAUAGAUUUAUUUUAUCACAAUUUCUGUGCUUUUAUUUAUUCCCCCACUUUUUUGAGUGGCAGGAUGGAAUUUAUAUUUUUACAAAUUUAAGAUGGGAAAUGGUACACGGCUUUUUAUUUGGUAUAAAUAUUAACAGCUUGUCAAAGUUCUUCUGGGAUUAGAAUAUUUUUUUCAAGUAUAAGUAAAUAAAAUAAAGAGAGCCAGUUUGAUCUAAAAGUUAAGGCACC
Thamnophis sirtalis is the source of this 2401-nucleotide messenger RNA. NCBI's taxonomy places the organism in Eukaryota, Metazoa, Chordata, Lepidosauria, Squamata, Natricidae. The record is from RefSeq and is a predicted model, not a curated record.